AGAACCAGCCGUCCAACCAAAACAAACCCCCUUCUUCGCGAAAAGAAAAGAAAAAAAAAAGGUUACUCGCGACUUGCCGAACGCCCAAACCCGAUCCGAUCCCCAAAAUUCCCCACACCCAUGGCGGCGAGCUUGUGGCGGGCGGUGAUGGGCACCGGCGCGGCGUCCGCGGACGCCGAUUCAGCGGGCGGCGGCGUGGAGUUCUGGCGUGUUCCGGAGCGCGUGGGUUGGCUGACCAAGCAGGGCGAGUACAUCAAGACGUGGCGGCGGCGGUGGUUCGUGCUCAAGCAAGGGAGGCUCUUCUGGUUCAAGGACUCGACCGUCACGCGCGCCUCCGUGCCCCGCGGCGUCAUCCCCGUCGCCUCCUGCCUCACCGUCAAGGGCGCCGAGGACGUGCUCAACCGGCCCUACGCCUUCGAGCUCUCCACCCCGCGCGAGACCAUGUACUUCAUCGCGGACACCGAGAAGGAGAAGGAGGAGUGGAUCAACUACAUAGGCCGCUCCAUCGUACAGCACUCCCGCUCCGUCACCGACGCUGAGGUCGUCGACUACGACAGCCGCCCUGGCGAGAAGUGAUCGAUUUAUUCGAUUUUUGAUUGUUGGAUUGAGACACAAUAUGCUUUGGACAGCAUGGUCUGAGGUAAAUACUGUCGACCAUUGUUUUCUAUAUACUGAAUUAUGGAAUUAUAAAAGUAUCUCUUAUGAAAUUAUAAAAGUAUCUUUUAAGACAAUUACGGAAUGGCUUCUGUUUUCCAAAGUACAUAUUUUAAAGGUUGUUGAUAAAGUUUCAGAAAGAAAAUAUUUUAAAUGGUCUGCAGUCGGUUCAGGAAUGCAAUACAAGUAUGGCAGCUAGGUUAUUUUAUAGGUUAAGUUUAUUGUCCAAGCAUAAUUAUGACGACCCUUUUUAUGAAGGUCAACGUGCAUUCUGUUAAUUUAUAUAAAAUUUUCACAUUAUGGAAAUUUAUGUUCUCCUGUGCUUCA
Molecule: messenger RNA, 981 nt
Organism: Panicum virgatum (switchgrass)
Lineage: Eukaryota; Viridiplantae; Streptophyta; Magnoliopsida; Poales; Poaceae
Product: pleckstrin homology domain-containing protein 1-like
Exons: 2
Coding region: 121-576 (151 amino acids)
Source: RefSeq, a predicted model, not a curated record